This is a messenger RNA of Alosa sapidissima (American shad), 1826 nucleotides long. RefSeq lists its product as uncharacterized. The record is from RefSeq and is a predicted model, not a curated record. NCBI's taxonomy places the organism in Eukaryota, Metazoa, Chordata, Actinopteri, Clupeiformes, Clupeidae. The coding region runs from base 197 to 832 and encodes 211 amino acids. The transcript has 5 exons.
GCCUAUAGCCUGUUGCAAUGAAUAUGGGUGUGGUGCGUUGAGACAGAUUCGCGCGCAAUUAACAUUUGGUAGAUUUGACUCCAUUGGCGCAACUCUCAGGAAGAGUAUAACUCCAGAGAAGGGCUGGUCAUACCUUUUCACUGGAACCACAGACCACAGAAGAAUAUUGUUCCAGGAUAGGAAACAAAAUCGGAAUAUGUUGACAUUUUUGCUAUUUGUGUUUUGUGCCACGUUCGCAGUUGGACAAGGAGAAAAAUGUCUUGAGUGUUCAGGUGCGGCAUGGGCCAACUGUGUUGGACAGGAACAUACCUGUCGAGUUUCUGAGAAGUGUGUGUCGGCAGUGUCUGUGCUCACUCAAGAUCUUAGUGGACAAGACAAAGUGCCCAUCAAGAAAGUGAGUAGAAGAUGUGCAGAUCGCACACUCUGUGAGAAGGACUUCUCCGUGAACCUUCGAAUUGCUGACUGGAAGAUCAAGACCAAGUGUGGCGAAAAUGUAACUAUGGGAAAUGAAAAACAUUCCGAGGGCAAACUGGUAUGUUAUGGAUGUGUUUCUGACCCCUAUUAUUGCACUAAAACGGUGAAAUGCAGUGAAACUGAGACCAUGUGCAUCAGUGCUUCAGAGACUGUUGCUGGAAAUCUUGUGGUCAACAAAGGUUGUGCAACUAAGACCAUGUGCGAUCUAAGACGAGACAUAUCGGAUGUGGUGGGGUUUACGGUAGUUGGGCAUGUGUCUUGUUGUCAAGGGAACCUUUGCAAUGGCAGUGGUGUCUUGACAUCCACCUCAUCAGUGUGCUUGUUGUUGCUGUCAAUGCUUCCCUGGAUGCUGCCUUGAAAUUGGAAAAUAUCAGCUAAGGAAAGUGACAGAAAAAUAGCUCUAUGAUGCUAUUCAGACAGAGGUGUCAUUUACAGUUUUUAUCAGUCGCUUUGGUGUUUUUGGUUUUUCUUACUCUAGCUUUCAUUUGUGCCAAUCUGAUACAGAAGUUGAGAAGGGAAAGGGGGAUUCACCACGUCUCCCUACUGGAGCGGGGGAGCAAGGAAUAGCACUGUUUAUGUAAAAAAAAAAUUUACAUUUUCAAUUGCUACUGUCAUGUUUGUCAAAAUGCACUAUUUUAGUUUCAUGCUGAAUACCUGAGUACCUUACCCUAUAAAAUAAAUAAAUAGGCCUUAUUUCAUCGCUUGAGUCAUUACAUACAAAAGUGUUGAACUAGCUGUCAUAACUAGUUGUCAUAGUCUCUCUAGCAUAUUUAUAUGGAUGGAUAGAAAGGUGUAGACCUACAGUGGUGCACAGCUCUUACCAAGGGGUGUUUUAGUGUAUUAGUGUAUGCUGUAAACACCUUUUAGUGUAUGCUGUAAACACCUUUGUUUUCUUCACACUGUCACAAUGUCUGUCAACAGAAAAAACUUUGAAACAUAUCCACACUCUUGCAAUUGACCUCAUCCACACACAAUAAUGUGUAACUUUGUAGUUUCGAAAUAGCUAUGCCACACAGAAAAAAGUGCUUCCUUGUGGACUUUUCAUUAGAAAAUACUUACAGAGUAAGCUGUCAAUUAAAAUGUGACAAAGCAGUCUGACCACUUUGUUCAUGAACAAUGGCGUAAGGACUUGUCAUUGCACUGAAAGUUUCAUUGGCAGAAAUACUUGCUUUUGAGGAAUAAACUAAGCAUUUUGAGCGAGAUACGCACUUUUGCAGGUAAUCCACUUUGUGGUGCAGUUUGCACUAGUUGUUUUGAGAAAUGCUAAAUGUGCUGGUUUGAGAAAUGCACCAAAGGGACUGGAAACUGGAAUUUGUCAAUUUGAAUGAUUUGAUAUUAAAAAGGUCUGAAAU